Molecule: messenger RNA, 596 nt
Organism: Triplophysa dalaica
Lineage: Eukaryota; Metazoa; Chordata; Actinopteri; Cypriniformes; Nemacheilidae
Gene: fundc2
Product: fun14 domain containing 2
Exons: 5
Coding region: 85-531 (148 amino acids)
Biological process (GO): autophagy of mitochondrion
Cellular component (GO): mitochondrial outer membrane
Source: RefSeq, a predicted model, not a curated record
GUCUGCGCAGAGCGCAUACUGCGGCAGACACGUGACAGAAUCGUGCACGCAGCAUUAUCGUCCGGGUAGAAAACGCGAGGAAAAAUGACCGACAAGAAAGACGGCGAAACCUUUGAUGUUUUGGAAUUGGCAGAGCACGUCAAGAAACAAAGGUGGUGGAGCAAAAUGUUUGGCAAAAAUAACUCUGGACCUGUGGCUGAGAAGUACUCUGUUGCAACACAGUUGGCCAUUGGAGGAGUGACUGGCUGGUGUGCAGGGUACUUAUUUCAGAGAGUCGGGAAGGUUGCUGCAUCAGCUGUUGGUGGUGGAUUCUUUUUGCUCCAGAUCGCUCACCACACGGGCUACAUUACAAUAGACUGGAAACGGGUUGAGCACGAUGUGAACCAAGCCAAGAAACAACUGAAGCUAAAUUCAGAAAAGCCAACCAAAGAAGUGAGAUCAAAAUUCAAUGAGGUGCAGGUGUUUGUCAAGAAAAACAUUGUUCUCACAGGAGGCUUUGCUGGUGGAUUUCUGCUGGGUCUGGCCUCAUAGAGCUCUCUCUCAUACUACCUUUAUGUCUUUUAAAUAAAGGAUAUAAAUCGAUUACAUAUACAGCA